Cicer arietinum (chickpea) is the source of this 1148-nucleotide messenger RNA. Its product is annotated as actin-related protein 2/3 complex subunit 3. Lineage: Eukaryota; Viridiplantae; Streptophyta; Magnoliopsida; Fabales; Fabaceae. The record is from RefSeq and is a predicted model, not a curated record. Gene Ontology annotation, biological process: Arp2/3 complex-mediated actin nucleation; regulation of actin filament polymerization. Gene Ontology annotation, cellular component: cytoskeleton; Arp2/3 protein complex.
UUGCCAGUUUAGUAAUAAUUAAUAUUUAACAAAUAAAUAAACUAAAAUUACUAUUCUAGAGAUCCCAUUUUCUCAAAGUUACGUGUUCAUAAUCCCUAUUUCAAUCAAUAUACUCCCGAACAAUUUGUUUCAUCAAAUUUAUCAUCGAAAUCCCGAACAAUUACAUAGUUAACGUGCUUGGAUUGUUUUCUCGCAUUUUCACGAACAUUUGGAGGGCUACAAUUGAAUUCUUCUGACCAAACCUUGUUGUUAUCAUCACCACAAGAGACAUGGUUUAUCACUCAAGUUUUGUAGACGAUGAAGGAGUGAACAGAGCUUGUGGGUGUCCUCUCCUACCAUUAAAAAGCCACAUUAAGGGUCCUGCUCCUGUUUCAGAUCAAGAUAGAACUGAUAUUGUGGAUGAAGCUAUAACAUUCUUCCGAGCAAAUGUGUUCUUCAGAAACUUUGAUAUCAAAAGCCCUGCUGAUAAGCUUCUAAUAUACUUGACUUUUUAUAUAAACGUUGCUCUCAAGAGGCUUGAAGGUUGUAGAACAUUGGCUGAAGGAACCAAGGCAAUUAUCAAUUUGGGUCUUGAAAAGGUUCCUGUCCCUGGAGAGUCUGCUUUUCCUUUUCCUGGCCUUUUCCCCCUUCCUCAAUCACACAAAGAAGCAGAAUUGUUCCGAAAUUAUUUGAAGCAGAUAAGGGAAGAAACAAGUGGAAGAUUACUGAGCGUUGCAUACAGACCUAAUGGCACUCCAAAUAAAUGGUGGUUGGCAUUUGCAAAAAGGAAAUUUAUGAAUGUAAUUGCCCGUUGAACUGUUGUGGCAAACAUGCAGUUGCUUUAAUCAUAGUUUAAGCUGUGAAACACACACUUCAACACUAUUGAUCUACCAAUAAAAUAUAUAUAAUGAUUCUUGAGUGGCAUGUUGCUUGUCUGUUUUUAAUCUUUUGUUUUGAAAUUAUUCAACUAGUGCUAGCCAAGUAGAAUUCACAACGACAAUUGUUUGCCUGUCACGUCUAUUUUGCUCCUCAUGUUGAAGGGAGGGAUCAUUGAGUCAUAAUUGAGCUAUGGACCCAACCUUUGCUUGUGUCGGUAGUGCUGGUUAUCUUUCCUUGUUGUAUUGUAAUAAUGAAGUAUAAGUUAAAGCAAAAUUGCAUCAUUUACACUA